AUGCCGGAUCACAACGAACCGCUAGAGGAAGGUGUUGACCAACUAACGCAAUGGCGGGAAAGAUGCGCUGGUCAUGCUGCUGAUUUCAAAGCAUUGCUAGAUGAAUGCAAUGAUCGUGUUAAUAGUAGGACUAAUACUGAAGAAACUUGCCAUCAGGAGAUGCUUGAUUACAUCCAUCACCUUGACCACUGCGCCAUGCCAAAGGCGUUCAAGGCUCUCAAGUGA
Messenger RNA from Angiostrongylus costaricensis, 225 nucleotides. Lineage: Eukaryota; Metazoa; Nematoda; Chromadorea; Rhabditida; Metastrongylidae. The record is from the annotation of a GenBank genome assembly.